Phytophthora nicotianae INRA-310 is the source of this 3130-nucleotide messenger RNA. RefSeq lists its product as hypothetical. Lineage: Eukaryota; Oomycota; Peronosporomycetes; Peronosporales; Peronosporaceae. The coding region runs from base 164 to 3037 and encodes 957 amino acids. The transcript has a single exon. Gene Ontology annotation, biological process: lipid metabolic process. The record is from RefSeq and is a predicted model, not a curated record.
AGCCACAAUUCACUUUGCUGAGACGACAAGUGCCGUUGCUGGCAGAGAGCAAGAAGCAUCGAGAAGCUCGUUAGAAGACACCUCACCGGCAAAGGGACACCGUCGGAGAACGUACAUACCCGCUGGCCGUCAGAAGCCAAUUGGACUGAUCUUGCUCAAGCAGAUGGCUCCAUUCACAACAGACGCCUCCACACGCAGCUCACGACCACCACGUCCUUCGGCACUUCCUGAGCCAGAGCCUGUGUCUUCUGUCUGGGAGCAAGCGGCAGGCCAGCACCACGACGCACCCAUGCAAUUAUCAAAGAAGAAGAAGAGCUACAGCACCAGCAACGUGAAGAGACGCGCCUCGACAUCGCCUCGUCGCAAACUGGAAGCCUUCCGUUCUACACAGUUGGUGCUGUGGCGCCGACGCUACUUUGAGGGUAUUCUACGCUGGGAGGCAGCACUCAGAAUGAUAUUCGUGGACUUUCCGAAGUUGGCUUUCAGACGCAUCGAGGGUGCGCGCACAAUCGUCUCAUUCUUCUUCGUAUACGUGAUGCUACAAGCGCUGGCGAUCCUCUGGGGUUUCUUAUUCAAUGUCGGCGCUGUUCUGGGCGAAAAUAUGAGUACGAUCGUGACGAUGCCAUUAAUACAAGCCAUCUGCGUGCUCGUGGUGUACGUGUCGGUCAUGGGUAUUGUGUUGUCUUUCGGACGGGCAACGUGGAUCCUCACAUGGCAGUCGCUGCAGAACUUCCCGCUUAUCCGCCGUAUUAUUGCGUGUGAGUGCAGCCCACAAGCAGUUAUCCUCACGGUUGCCAUGCCCAUGCUGAUUAUCCUACCCAGCCUGAUAAUGGUACCCUCGCACUGUAGCAGCGCGGUGCUGCCAGGGUCAUCGUCGCUGGUCCAAGCCGUCUGCGAGGAGUCUUACCUGAAACUAUUAACCGACAAGCACCCGGUUUUCCAGCGUGCGUUGCGUAUAUCGACUGCAAUUGCAAUUUGCCAGUUUAUUCAGCUUUGUCUGGAGAUUUUGCCACGAUGGCGCUCGGCACUUGCUGGACUCGGCACAGUAAAGACAUUUUUCUUAGGAGGGUGGUUGCUGGGAAUGAACUUCUUGGGCGGAUUGUGGACAGUCGAAUGGACUGCGCGUCACUUUGGACUGAAAAUCACGCCAUUAAGUGACCUCUCGAAUUACCAGUGGGAGAUCUUUGGUAUGACAUUGCUCGUGGGAUGGAUUCUGUGGUUCCUGGCGAUCACUUGCUUCACGUUUCCCAAUGUUAGCGAGUGCGAUUCAAACAAAAAGGCUCUCUGUGGGUUCUUUGAGCGGCUCAAAUUCACGUUCGCCGUCGGUCAGGGCAUUGUGUUCUUCCGAGCAUGUGUGCACCCGCACAUGGGUUUUGUCCAUGCACAGCUUGAGCUUACUAUCAUCAACUUGCUCUUGCCGUCGAUUUACGUGGUAUCGCUCAUCUGUCUUCGGAUGGUGAGCCUGUUGAGCAUGCGCGCGGUGGUUAUUGAUGGCCCCUUGGCACUAGGCAUGUCAGGUAUCGUGUUUAUUGGCUCCAAGAUGACUGAGAAGCCUCACGUCUUCGUUGUAGUGAGUUUGUUCUUUUUCGACCGCUUUUUACGCUCGGAGGCUGCUUCAUCGUUGAGUGAGAUGGGACAAACUCUCCAGCAAAUGCUGCAAGAAACGUCGUCUAACAAGAAACACCCGCUUCUGGGCCAUCGUACUGCCAAGAAAUUCGUGUACCUUGCGCUCGCUAUCCUGCUGCUGUUUGUGGGUGCCAUUUCGGGAUUCAGUGUUCUAUCGGUGCUACAGAAGAGCGCGAAGUGGUUUCCUGACGCCACAUCGGUGGAAUACGAAGACAACUCAAUCCACAUUCAUCAUACGGGGGUUGUGAAGCUGCACCUUGGACUUGCAAACGAUACCAAUCCCGCUAUCACGAUUGAUGAUCCGCUUUAUGCGAGCUGCUCGAGUCGCUGGAACGGCCUGAGUUUGAUCGAUUUGGCGUUCUUCGCAGAGGCUGCCUACUUUAAUCCACUGUCUAACGACACUGCCGAGUUUAUUUCAACUAUUUUUGACAACGAAUUAGGAGAUAUUCACGUUCAUUUGCCGGCCUUGAAUACCAAGACCGGGUCAAAGCUCGACUUUUUCGAGGCGUACAUCCCGAAACUCAAUACAAGCGUCAUUUCGGUGCGAGGCACGGACAUCUGGAGAUUCACGGACUUUGUGGAGGAUGUCAAGAUGUUUUUCGAGCCUGUGGUGUUUUCGGUAUUGUCUUCAAUCUUCCCGACCAUCCGUAUUUGGCCUGAUGUGACGUUUUCCACUUUGAUUGAGCUAUACAGUGAGAUGACCGGGUUGUUUGGCUUGCAGCAUGAAUCGUGGUAUUAUCACGAACUUUUGGACUACGUCACAUCUCGAACGGACCGUAAGGUGGUACUCACGGGCCACUCGAUGGGUGGUGGUAUCGCGCGUCUUGUCGGAUCCAUUGUCGGGACGACCUCAGUUACCUUUUCUCCGCCUGGAUUUGUGCAAAGCUAUAGUAAAUUGAUUCACCACAUUGGUGGAACGUCGAUGAAAGUUGACCGCACAAGCCUGCACCACCGUAACUUUGCUGUUGUACCCGAGUACGAUCCGAUUACCAUGAUUGACGCCCAAGCUGGAAUGACGCAAAAAAUAUCGUGUGAUACGCCACAUCUUUCGAUGCAGUUGUCCUGCCACAUGCUCGAAGGAACGAUCUGCAACUUAGUGGAGCAUUGUGGCUCUCCCAGACGUCGGAUUUCAUCGUGUCUGUUUAAGCACAACAUCGCUGGAGCCACGGAGGACAUGCUUCCGAGAGUGCUUGCGACGAUAUCCAAGCCCGAAAUCUACGUUUCUUUUGGCGUGACGGUAUCGAUCGCGCUCUCCAUGUUGCUUCGUCGCCGUCAUCGCAAGAUGCGUACACCAUUAUCCUCUCCGUCCAACCGCAGAAAGAAGAACAAUAUCUCGGGUUUCCCACACAGCUCAAGAGACCUACAGCCGCCUCAUCCAUCACUGUAUGUUCGGCGCAACUCCGUUAUUUAGCUUAGAUAGAUUCAUAUCACUUCGACAUGUUGCCUACAAAUAAAUCCGGAAGUGUACUCGGAAGGUGUUUGUGUUCUCGAGCACGCUGCUGUC